CUAAUGCUUUGUAAAAAUAGAGAGCACCAUGAGAGAUUCCUUGUUCAUGCGGCCAGAAUCAGAUGCCAAACUACACAACACCACUUGCAUAUAAUACAUAUCUAGUUCUUUUCCCCCUUUUUCCAAUGCCUUCUUCAUUUCCAUACACCACACAUUAUUGAUCAACAGAACCCGAAAGAAGCUGCUUUUCAUUCCUUAUCUUCCAAAAGAAUAUGAACUUUUUCACUUUCUGGAAAUAUCCUCAAUGAAAAUGGUUACUAUUUCUCUCCUUUUUCCCUAGAGUGGUCACCUCUUUUUUCUCCAUUUUGUAGAGGAGGGUACUAAAGGGUAACUUUUAAUGCAAAAGAUAACAAGGGAUGGGAAAAAAAGAAGAUUCUUACCAAGCGGAAAAAUAAAAAUAAAAAAUAAAGACUUUGAAGACUCUGGAAAUUAAGACAAGUUAAUAACCAAUGCCCCUAUCAAAGGUCUAAGUUGAGGAAGCAUUUUGUGACUAGAAAAAAAAACUGUAUUCAAAUGGAGCAGGAAUAUUUAAGCAGGAGAGGCAGGUUUCCUGAAAAUGAAAGAAGGUUUUUGGCCAUAGGUAUUGGACUUCUAGCUGUUGUCUCUCCUCUAUACAUUGACAGUAGAAAAAACACUACUGAAGAAGAACAAACCAUCAACUUCCUUCCCUAUCUUCCACUGCUUCUCUUGAUCACUGUCAUCAUGGGCAUAAGUAUUUCUCAUCCAUUGGCUCGGUUCUCAUCGUAUGAUCACAGGCUUCUAGCGAUAGGUCUUACAGUUGUUGCCAUACUCUCACCUCUGUACAUCGACAGGCGAAAGUUAGUCGAUCCAGAGCUUGAAGAGCAAUCACUUGGCGUCUCUUCUUACUUGCCAUUGCUCAUGUUAUUUAUCAUCAUCGCCAUUGCCAUGUCCUGCUACUUGGACCAGAGCUUUUCCAGGUUCGAUCCUUACUGGAUUCACAGGGUUGGUGGUUCUUCUACUGGGAUUCUCAUUCUUCUCCUUGUUCUUGCAUUUGUUUUGAAGUUUAAAGCUCUCUAGAAUGAAUAACGAAGGGGCUAAAGAUAUGUACCUUGUAUGCU
Lycium ferocissimum is the source of this 1079-nucleotide messenger RNA. RefSeq lists its product as uncharacterized. The coding region runs from base 514 to 1038 and encodes 174 amino acids. The transcript has a single exon. The record is from RefSeq and is a predicted model, not a curated record. Lineage: Eukaryota; Viridiplantae; Streptophyta; Magnoliopsida; Solanales; Solanaceae.